Messenger RNA from Purpureocillium takamizusanense, 417 nucleotides. RefSeq lists its product as uncharacterized. The record is from RefSeq and is a predicted model, not a curated record. The transcript has a single exon. NCBI's taxonomy places the organism in Eukaryota, Fungi, Ascomycota, Sordariomycetes, Hypocreales, Ophiocordycipitaceae. Bases 1 to 417 code for a protein of 138 amino acids.
AUGAUUGCGUGUCUGAAGGAGGCAAGUUGUGGUCCUGGCAAUUCGCCCCUCAACAACGGCCGUCGUCGCUCUCAAUCCCAGCCCGACGCGCCGACAAAACCACCCCAUCGCUGGGGCCCGCGGUUCCGCUUUCACCGACCAUGGGACUCUCCCCAAGCCGCCAAGGACUCGUCCGGCGCGUCGACGACGGGGUCUCGAGAUCCACGGGAGCGGCGACGGCGGGCGCGGGACUCGCAGGACAUUGGCGGAUCCUCGGACGUGACCAGCUCAUUUGGGCACAGCCCAUUAGGGGGCGGAGGUGCAAGCCCAAUGCUGGCAAUGGCGGCGAUGAUACUGGCGACGGAGGAGCUUGAUAGACUAAGUCGCAUGGCAAGACGGACAGACGCGGACACCAAAGAGAGUGAUGACGCCGCCUGA